UUCCUUCUCAACAUUAUUUCAUAUACAAGCAAAGCAGUUUAAACACAACCACUUCAAUUCAAUAUAUCAGUGUAUAAUUAGUAAAUAUGGAGAGAGUAAAAAGAAUGGUUUCGGAGAGACCCGUGGUGAUCUUCAGCAAGAGUUCUUGCAUAAUGUCCCACACGAUCAAGUCCCUCUUUAAUGACUUUGGGGUGAACCCUACAGUCUACGAGCUCGAUGAGAUAGCAAGAGGCCGAGAAAUCGAACAGGCAUUAUCUGGGCUCGGGUACAACACCGUCCCCGCGGUCUUCAUUGGUGGUGAGUUGGUUGGGGGAACGAAUGAGAUUAUGAGUCUUCAACUCAGGAGGAGUUUGAAGCCAAUGCUCAUCAGGGCUGGAGCCUUGUGGGUUUAACUCACUACUAUACUAUAGUUUUUGCGAUAUCGAUCAUAGGAGAUAAUAUAUAUACUUAAAACACAAGGCAACUAGAACACUAUAUAGGUUCCAAUUUUGAAACGAUCGAGUCUCCCAUGUUUGUUUUUUAACUAUGGUGAAGAUUAAUAAAGACGUACACUUACAAAUUAA
Erigeron canadensis is the source of this 563-nucleotide messenger RNA. RefSeq names its product monothiol glutaredoxin-S5-like. The record is from RefSeq and is a predicted model, not a curated record. Bases 87 to 392 code for a protein of 101 amino acids. The transcript has a single exon. Lineage: Eukaryota; Viridiplantae; Streptophyta; Magnoliopsida; Asterales; Asteraceae.